Molecule: messenger RNA, 706 nt
Organism: Zerene cesonia (dogface butterfly)
Lineage: Eukaryota; Metazoa; Arthropoda; Insecta; Lepidoptera; Pieridae
Gene: CTL4
Exons: 4
Coding region: 159-701 (180 amino acids)
Source: RefSeq, a predicted model, not a curated record
AAGUGAAAGUGAAUGAAUGUCGGAGUCUUAAUUAGAGAGGACGGCUGCGCCUGCGCCAGUUGUUCUGAUACCGCCGCGUUCGACGCACUAGCAUUGCGUACCGCAAACGAACGCGCCACUUCCCGCAGUCAAACAAUCCCAUCAACUACAAGGUAGAGAUGAGCCGGCACAGCUACCUGGCUGCAGUCGCACUGCUAGCGGUUUUCUGCAUUGCAGAAGCACAGAGACGUUUGGCUCUCCCUGAUCCUCGAAGUUGCGCUAAUAGGGUGCGUCAUUCAACGUACAGGGAUGCUCGCGGAGUACUCCACUCCUACUUCUUCAGUUGGGAGCACGCCCCCACACGCAACUUGGAAGUCGACUGGCUAGACGCAAGAAACAUCUGUCGCCGUCACUGUAUGGACGCCGUGUCAUUGGAAACUCCUCAGGAAAAUGAGUUUGUGAAGCAGCGGAUCGCUCGUGGAAAUGUUCGUUACAUUUGGACGUCCGGUCGUAAAUGUAACUUCGCCGGCUGUGACCGUCCAGACCUCCAACCCCCUAAUGUAAACGGUUGGUUCUGGUCUGGGUCAGGAGCUAAAAUUGGACCAACCACUCAACGCAACACUGGGGACUGGUCCUAUACCGGCGGCUACGGCCAACAACAACCCGACAACCGCGAGGCUGCUCAAGUAAGUUUCGAUGUCUGCAAAUUAUUAUUUUUUUAGUAAUA